CGCAACGAAUCCCACACCACUUCGCUCGAGUCAGUUCGUCCGGCCGUCCCAUUCGAAAGCACGACGACAAAACAUCGAGCGUCACCGUCACGCUCACGACUUCGCCCAAACUUCUCCCCGGGGAGACGAGAAAGGAACCGAGGAUCUCGUUCCCGCGGCGCGGCGGACAGAGGCCUCGCCGUGGGAGAUGGCCGGCCGGCGCGAGUCGCCCCUGAUGCGCGGUGGCGGGGCGGGGCCACCGCUGUCCCGAGGGUCCCGCAUCGCCGCGGCGGUCGUGGUCGGCGUCGCGCUCGGCUGCCUGUGCGCGUUUCUCUACCCAGACGGCCUCUUCCACCGUGCCCCUGACUCCGCCAUCCAUUGGCCGCGACGGGUUGAAUCAGUUGCCUGUGAUACAUCUCGGGAAGUUGCCAAACUAAAGUCACGUCUGGUAUUGUUGGAAAGGAAAAAUGCUGAAUUCAAGAAGCAGAUCAAUGAAUUGUCAAUGAAGCUUCAAUUGGCCGGACAAGGGAAAAAUGAGGCCCUGUAUAAGGCUGGUCCAUUUGGUACAGUGAAAGCUCUGAGAACAAAUCCAACAGUUACUCCUGAUUUAUCCAUCAAUCCCAGAUUGGCCAACAUAUUGGAACAGGUUGCUGUGAAGAAAGAACUGAUAGUUGCAUUGGCAAAUUCUAAUGUGAAAGAGAUGCUUGAGAUGUGGUUCACUAACAUAAAACGAGCUGGGAUUUCAAAUUAUUUAGUAGUUGCAUUGGAUGACAGCAUAGAGAACUUCUGCAAGUCCAAUGAUGUCCCAGUUUACCGACGCGAUCCAGAUGAUGGCAUCGACAAUAUUGGCAAGACAGGCGGAAACCACGCUGUUUCUGGACUCAAGUUCCGCAUAUUGAGGGAGUUUUUGCAGCUCGGAUACAGUGUUCUGCUCUCUGAUAUUGAUAUCAUUUUCUUCCAAAAUCCAUUUGAUUAUCUUUACAGAGAUUCUGACGUAGAAUCAAUGAGUGAUGGCCACAACAACAUGACAGCUUAUGGAUUCAACGAUGUGUUCGAUGAGCCUUCAAUGGGCUGGGCAAGAUAUGCACAUACAAUGCGCAUAUGGGUUUAUAAUUCUGGAUUCUUCUUCAUAAGGCCGACGAUUCCUUCGAUUGAGCUUCUUGACAGGGUUGCUUAUCGCCUUUCUCACGAGCCCAAAUCAUGGGACCAAGCAGUUUUCAAUGAGGAGCUGUUUUUUCCCUCACAUCCUGGUUAUGAAGGUCUUCAUGCAUCCAAAAGAACCAUGGAUAUCUACCUCUUCAUGAACAGUAAAGUUCUCUUCAAGACGGUGAGGAAAGAUGCUUAUCUGCGGAAUUUGAAGCCGGUGGUUGUGCAUUUGAACUACCAUCCAGAUAAGUCGGAUCGCAUGAAAGCAGUGAUUGAAUUUUAUGUUAACGGGAAACAGAAUGCCCUUGAACGCUUCCCUGAUGGAUCAGAAUGAUAGGCACCAGCUUUUGUAGAACAGAAAAAUGAUAACCUAGUAUCUAGUCGUCUUGAAACUGUGCGCGAUUAUAUUGACUUAUACAUGCAUUGUCAUUAUAAAUCCUGUGUGCUUGAGAUGCAAACAUUCACUGAGCAUGAAAACUCGUAUAAUUCUCU
Messenger RNA from Zea mays, 1617 nucleotides. Its product is annotated as Arabinosyltransferase RRA3. NCBI's taxonomy places the organism in Eukaryota, Viridiplantae, Streptophyta, Magnoliopsida, Poales, Poaceae. The record is from RefSeq and is marked provisional. Gene Ontology annotation, molecular function: glycosyltransferase activity. Bases 188 to 1459 code for a protein of 423 amino acids. The transcript has 2 exons. Gene Ontology annotation, biological process: root hair cell development.